Dendrobium catenatum is the source of this 465-nucleotide messenger RNA. RefSeq lists its product as uncharacterized. The record is from RefSeq and is a predicted model, not a curated record. The coding region runs from base 1 to 465 and encodes 154 amino acids. Lineage: Eukaryota; Viridiplantae; Streptophyta; Magnoliopsida; Asparagales; Orchidaceae. The transcript has a single exon.
AUGGCCACUUGCAAGCCUCUUCAAAAUCCAGUUUCUAGCAAACCAGAUCACUCCCCAGAAGCUUUACUCCCUUUUUUUGAUCCUCAUAUGUACCGAAGUAUUGCUGGAUCUCUCCAGUAUCUUACCCUCACACGUCCGGAUCUGUCUUAUGAUGUUAAUUUGGUAUGUCAGCACAUGCAUGCUCCUUUAAAUCAACAUUUCAAAGUACUUAAAAGCAUAUUGAGGUAUGUUCAAGGCACUCUUCAUCUAGUCUUACCAAUUACAACCGACAAACAUGAACUCAUUGCAUUUGUUGAUGCUGACUGGGCCGGAGACAAGCAGGACCGCAAUUCCACUACUGGUUAUUGUAUUUUUCUUGGUGCAACUCUCAUCAGCUGGAGUACCAAAAAGCAGGCUACAAUAGCAAGAUCCUCUACUGAGUCGGAAUAUAGAGCUCUCACUACUGCAGUCACUGAGAUUGUUUAG